CUUUUCUUUUCUUUUCUUUCUUUCUUCAGAUACCCAAUUUUUAUAUAACUUUUUUUAUUAUUAUUAUUACUAUGGCAGUGCCAACUAACAAUGCUCCUCCAGCUACAUCGAUUGCUGACCUUAUUACAGAGUUUCACAAAACAAAAGGGGCUGUGCCCCCAUUGUUAAUUGGAGCAACUACCACCUUGGUUGGAUAUAAAGUAUACCUUUUCGGUGGCAGAUUACAGUCAACUCGCCAAAUAUCCAAUCGAUUGUACAUACUUGAUACAAAGACAAAAAUAUGGACUACUACAAAUCCUGAAAUUACAGCACCUGUUCCACGGUAUUUUCAUUCAGCAAAUAGUGAUGGAAAACACCAUAUAUUAUUCUAUGGAGGUAUGGGUGUUCAGCAAACAGUUAAUGGAGAAGAUUUGGUAGCUUUGAAUGACUUGUUUUUUUUAAACACGGAAACAUUACUGUGGGAAUAUCCACCAAUCAAUAAUUCACCCGCACGUCGUUAUGCACACAUAUCAUCAUUCGUAAAAGAUCGAUUAAUUAUUAUGGGAGGACAAGAUAUAAAUAAUGAGUACUUGAAUGAUAUUUGUGUUUACGAUUUUAAAAAGAAGAUAUGGUGCUCCCCACCACUUUCAACCCAACAAUUUCAAUACGGUGCCUACAGGUCAGCGGCAGUAGCAGUUACACCGAUUCAAUUGACCCCACCAUUUUCCCCUACCAUGGACUUACUAUCUGAACCCUUCGAAGAUACAACAUCCUUUCAGGAAACAGAAAUAACUAUCCAUACAUAUACUAACUUCAGCACAAGUGAUGUGACACGGCAACUACACUCGUGGAAGGUGAAUAACCAAAACGAAUUUGUAGAAAUGCAAGAUCAAUCAGAAAGUAUUUCGCUAGGCAACUCACUGCCUCCACCACUAAGGUUCCCUACUGCGUUUAUGUGCGGCCAACAAUUUAUUUUAGCAGGUUCCCAUUUAUCUACGACAAGCCAGCAGUAUCAAAUAUGGGCGUUGGAUAUGACAAGUUUUGUUUGGACAAAAAUCGAGGCAGGAAAUGUGUUAUCACAAGGCUCAUGGCUCAAAGGUCUAUUGUGCGAAAAUACCAAUCGGUUCGUGGUGUUUGGACAUCCUGAUAGAUCAAUGGCUGAUGAUUACAAAGACCGAGUAAACUGUUAUGAACAUUUGGCUUGCGUAAAUAUCGAAAUUUUUGGUAUUUAUAAGCCCCCAAGACCAUCUUAUAGCGCAUUUGGACAGGGCCUUGGGCUCUCUUUAUUAAAGGACCCGGCACUAUCCGAUCUGAAACUGAUUACUACUGAUGGUCAGCACAUUUUAGUCAACUCAGCUAUACUUGCUCAGCGAUGGCCUGCAAUUCGCCAACUGUUAGAGCCUAUUCUUUCUCCUCAACCUACUAUCAUAUCAACGGACUCGGAAAUACUUGAAUCAGAUAAGAGGGAAAUGUCUUUUCCUGACACAUAUGUCGUACUAGUUGCAUUUCUACAAUUUAUAUAUACGGACCAUUUAGUGACAGCCCAGCAGCAUCAACCUCAUAUUUUAGCCAGGUUAUUGUUUCUCGCCGAUUUAUUUGAAAUUCCAAGACUAAAAGAGUUAGCUGUUCAUGCCUUACAUCAAAUGCUUAAUAUUCAAACUGCAUCCAUGAUUUAUGAAUCCGCUAUCCUCUCUAACGCUAUUUCGUUACAAAUCCGAGCAUUACGCGUAUUACUAAACGCGAAAAAAUUGAUACAACGCCAGAAAAAGAUGGAAAAAACCCCCGCACCACCCAUUAUGGUCAGCAAACCUACAAGAAGCGAACCUCAGCCAUCCAGGUUUUUACAAAAAUACGAACAAAACCAGCCUGGGUUUUCACCCUCUGUCCGAUCUGUUCCCCGGUCUAAUACUCCCAAUUUUUCAUUUAACACACCACCACAGCAUCAUAGGACCCCAUCGCAAAAAUCCAUUAUGACAGAGUCUCCGCCUCCUACACCAGGCAAGUCAAUGAAACUUUCUAAUUUUCGUAUGCGUCAAACCAAUAAUAGUGAUACAGAAUCACCGAUUUCAUCCAACACAUCUUCACCAAAGCUGACACCUAGCUCGUCUACAAGCAAACCAGCUCCCGUGCCACAUAAAUCACAUUCUUCCUUCUGGAGAAAUAAUACCCAACCAAAAAACGUUUCUACAACAAUGGAAAACAAACCUUCCAAAUCCGAAGGUACUGCUAGAAUGGGUACCUUUAACUUUUUAAAUAACCAUAAUCAAUAAACAAAGAAACUGGAUUU
This is a messenger RNA of Mucor mucedo, 2266 nucleotides long. RefSeq lists its product as uncharacterized. The record is from RefSeq and is a predicted model, not a curated record. The transcript has a single exon. Gene Ontology annotation, cellular component: mitochondrion; cytosol. Bases 72 to 2249 code for a protein of 725 amino acids. Lineage: Eukaryota; Fungi; Mucoromycota; Mucoromycetes; Mucorales; Mucoraceae. Gene Ontology annotation, molecular function: protein binding. Gene Ontology annotation, biological process: cell redox homeostasis.